UUCAAUCAUCCAAGCUGGAGGGUAUGGAGCAGUCCUACAGAUCUACAAUCUCCAUCUACAAGAGUAUCCUGGAACAGUUUAACCCAGCUCUGGAGAAACUGGUGUACCUGGGGAACAAAUAUGUGCGAGCUUUCCAUGAAUUAUGUGAGGCUGCUGAUGUCUAUUUUACAGCCAUUCAGAAGAUUGGGGAGCAAGCCCUGCAGAGCUCUACCUCACAGAUAUUGGGUGAAAUUUUGAUACAGAUGUCUGACACCCAUAUGCACUUGAACCGCAAUCUGGAAGUAGUAGCCCAGAGCUUUCAUGUAGACUUGCUGCAACAAAUGGAAAAAAACACCAAACUGGAUAUGCAGUUCAUCAAUGACAGCCGCCAGCGAUAUGAGAAGGAAUACCGAAGGAGAGCUGCCAACCUCGACAAAUGUAUGUCAGACCUGUGGAGAAUGGAGAGAACGCGAGACAAGAAUGCCCGAGAGAUGAAGGAGAACAUGAAGCUCUUGCACACAGAGAUGCAAGCUUUUGUCAGUGAAAGUCAACAGGCCGCUGAGCUGGAGGAGAAACGUCGCUAUCGUUUUCUAGCAGAGAAGCACCACCUACUAUCCAAUACCUUCCUUCAGUUCUAUGCCAGGUCACGGGGCAUCGUCCAGAACAAGUCGCCGCUGUGGAAGGAGCAGUUGGAGGCCAGCCGCAAUCCUAUCUCGACCAUGCUUAGCACUCCCCUCAGCCAAGGUCACCCAUCAGGCCGCCUGACCCCUACCCACCUUGAGAUGCCUCAGAGACCUGUGGGUGAUUUUAGUACACCGAUGACAGGACGAAGCUCCAGCCCCGUGCCCCAGGAGACUGUGGAAAUUUUGUCUUCCCCCGAGUCAGAACCAAGGAGGAGAUCCCUGCCAAGAACUUCUUCUGCUGGUUCUCUCUCCACCAGCCAACGUUCUUGUUCUGGCUCCUUUGGUGAGCAGGCAGGAGGAGGGAAAGAAGGAGGGAGCAAAGAGGAGAACAGCAAUAAUAUGCUGAAAGUCCGAGCGAUAGCACCUCACUCUGCUGGCUCCAACCGGACUCUUUUGCAGUUCAGUCUUGGAGACAUAGUUAUCGUGUUGAUACCAGAAGCACAGAAUGGCUGGCUUUAUGGCCGACUGGAAGGCACAACCACGAGUGGUUGGUUUCCUGAAGCUUUUGUGAAGCCAUUGGAGGAGAUGAGAGAACCUGAAGAGAACACCCCCAGAUCUUUUCCUCUGCGGAGCAGUAAUAGUGUGGAUGAGCUCAUGGAUCGCUCUAGUGCCCCAUCUACGGGCGAUUACUGGCACACUCCUACCAGACCCCAGUCGCCAAACCCUUCUCCUGCUUCCGUGGCAGCCAGCAGCCGUAGAAGCAGUGUGGCUAAUGCUGCAGUGAUCACCUCAGACUCCAAGAAGUCAACAGGAAGGGAGCAUCCACCAGAACUGUUCCCCAGGGGUACUAACCCUUUUGCCACUGUAAAGCUGCGCCCAACUGUGACCAAUGACCGAUCUGCACCUGUCAUCCGGUGAAAGCUGGCUAGAUUUGAGGGGCUGAAUGGCAUGGAAAGCUGUACAGAACAAUCUUUUCUGUUUCAGAGUUUAGGUUGGCAUUCCCUUGGAGUUGUUUUUUCACAAAGUAGCAAAGUAGGUUGGCCCUUUUUCCAUUUUAUUUUUCAUACAUGCUGUGUUGUAGCAGUUAACAAGUCCCCAAGUCAUAUUACUUAGCUUUCUGAGCCAUCAUACAACCCAGUGCAUACAGUUCAAUCGUAGCUUUAUACAAGUAGAGUAGUUCGUGACAGACAUGUACAAGGUAUAAUUUGUGACAUAAUUUCAGUGCUGAGCUACCCAACUCCUCUAACCCCCCCCCCCCCGUCACAUUCCAUUAGUUGUUUAUCAUUUUAUAACAAAUGUUGGUUUGGAUUUAGGGAUUUUUUAGUUGUUUGGCCAGUGUGCUGCCCAAUCAACAAACAGCAAUUUUUUAAAGAUGUUAGUUCUCUGAUCUUGAAAAUGUACUUGGAGGCUAUGCACUCCACUGCUGCCUAACAUGUGGGGAAAGGAAUUUAAUACAUCCUCCUCUCUCCCAUCACAAUUACAGGUUCACCGGUCUACCAUGAUCUACUCUAGUUUAAUUUUUAAAUAGGCUUAUUAUCAGAUGGCUUCCUCCAUCUUGAGUGCACACAUGGUGGCUAACCCCAUGCUUGUUUUUAUACAGUAUGUGGAAUGGGCCUCAAAAGUUUCUCAGAUCUUAUGGGAAGGUCUUUGGAAUUCUUUUGUGAGAGGUUAGAUUCUACUCACAUCCAGCAGAUACCUCAUAGGGAUACAGAUUGUUGAUUUGGUACAAGAGAGACCAGCGUAGGCCAGCAAUCCAGAGGGUGUGAAAACAGCACUGUCAGUUGUUCUGCUAUGAGGCCAGAAAAAAAAUCCUAUAACCAACACCAGAGAAUCCAAGCCUGUCCUGGCAGUGGAUGAAAGUAGCCAUUCAAAGAAUUCAUUUUAAAAACACUGACGGGUCACCCCAUUUGCAAAAUAAAGGGUAGUCCAACGAGCCUACCUGCAGGUUGAUCUUAGCUACCAUUUAUGUCACCAGAUUCCAUUCCAGCAGAAGUGCCCCCUGCUCCAUGCUAGAUCUAGAGAGCCUUCUGGUUAAAGAUACCUGGCCACUCUCUGUCACAAUCAUCCACUGUGCCACCUACCUCAAUCAGCAGAACUGGGAGUGGCUCUAGAAUUGCUGGGGAGGUCCACCUGCACUGCCUUGAUUUUUCCGUUUGAUUCUGUACAUAAUGCUAAGAAAAGUAUGUGUGAUUAUUUUUUAGAAAAAAUAAAAAAUCGAACAAAA
Sphaerodactylus townsendi is the source of this 2826-nucleotide messenger RNA. RefSeq names its product BAR/IMD domain containing adaptor protein 2 like 2 (gene BAIAP2L2). NCBI's taxonomy places the organism in Eukaryota, Metazoa, Chordata, Lepidosauria, Squamata, Sphaerodactylidae. The record is from RefSeq and is a predicted model, not a curated record. Gene Ontology annotation, cellular component: nucleoplasm; cytosol. The transcript is spliced from 14 exons. Gene Ontology annotation, biological process: actin crosslink formation; positive regulation of actin filament polymerization; plasma membrane organization. Gene Ontology annotation, molecular function: protein binding. Bases 24 to 1520 code for a protein of 498 amino acids.